CCAGGUAGGAAGCACAGAGUCUUAUAGCUAAUAUUAAAAUUGUAAGUCAAGCAUGUUGUGUUGCUUAAACUGGAAUUUGGCUCCGGAAAUGAGGUUUCAGGAAGCUGGUGCUUGAUGGGCAGUAAACUCAGGAGUAGUAAUAAGAGAACACUAAAGAGGUGGUUUUUCAUCGACAAAAGGGUGGGAUAAAAAGAUUAGUGUUCUAAUGAUUCCGAGAAAGAAGCCAGGGAGGCUAGAUGACGUUCGUUCUAAUGGUUGGCUUGAUGCAAUGAAGUCUUCGUCACCUCCUAGUAAGAAGGUUCAGAAGGAAGCAGGCGUUGAGGAUUUCUCUGAUGAUGCUAAAUGUGGUUACUCUUCUUGGAUGUUCAAGUAUCCAUCAGCACUAAACUCCUUUCAGCAAAUUGUAAACCAUGCAAAGAAUAAAAAGAUUGUUAUCUUUUUAGACUACGAUGGGACUCUUUCUCCAAUUGUAGAUGAUCCUGACCGUGCUUUUAUCUCCGCUGAUAUGCGUUCUGCUGUCAGGGAUGUUGCGAAGCAUUUCCCAACAGCCAUCAUCAGUGGAAGAAGCCGUGAUAAGGUUUAUCAGUUGGUAGGACUAACCGAACUCUAUUAUGCUGGUAGUCAUGGUAUGGACAUCAUGCUUCCAAUUAGAAAUGAGUUGUGCACUAAUGAUUCACUUAUUAAAUCUACUGACCAGCAGGGCAAGGAAGUUAACCUAUUCCAGCCUGCUCGUGAAUUUUUACCUAUGAUAGAUGAGGUUUUUAGAACCCUCGUCGAUAAAACUAAAGAAGUAAUAGGUGCAAAAGUUGAGAACCACAAAUUUUGUGCCUCUGUACAUUACCGUAACGUAGAUGAGAAUUGUUGGCCUAUUCUUGCCCAAUGUGUACAUGAUGUCUUGAAAGAAUACCCUCGACUACGACAAACUCAUGGGCGGAAGGUUUUAGAGGUCCGUCCUGUAAUAGACUGGGACAAAGGAAAAGCAGUUGAGUUUUUGCUUGAUUCACUAGGUUUUAGAAACAGUCAUGAUGUGCUCCCUAUCUAUAUUGGCGAUGACAGAACAGAUGAAGAUGCAUUCAAGGUUUUGAGGGGGAGAUAUCAAGGUUAUGGAAUUCUUGUUUCGGCUAUUCCAAAAGAGAGUAACGCUAUCUUUUCUCUCGGGGAUACUUCAGAGGUCAAAGAAUUCUUAGGUUCUCUCGCGAAAACUAUGGAAAAUCAAGAAAUGUGAAAUGCAGGACGGGGGAGGGAACAAAAG
Molecule: messenger RNA, 1252 nt
Organism: Solanum verrucosum
Lineage: Eukaryota; Viridiplantae; Streptophyta; Magnoliopsida; Solanales; Solanaceae
Product: probable trehalose-phosphate phosphatase F
Exons: 13
Coding region: 206-1225 (339 amino acids)
Biological process (GO): trehalose biosynthetic process
Molecular function (GO): trehalose-phosphatase activity
Source: RefSeq, a predicted model, not a curated record